Nymphalis io (European peacock) is the source of this 5495-nucleotide messenger RNA. RefSeq lists its product as uncharacterized. Lineage: Eukaryota; Metazoa; Arthropoda; Insecta; Lepidoptera; Nymphalidae. Gene Ontology annotation, cellular component: cytosol; ESCRT I complex. The coding region runs from base 603 to 1652 and encodes 349 amino acids. The record is from RefSeq and is a predicted model, not a curated record. The transcript is spliced from 7 exons. Gene Ontology annotation, biological process: receptor catabolic process; regulation of epidermal growth factor receptor signaling pathway; virus maturation.
UUCAUUCGAGUUCGAAUCUUAGAAUCCUCAGUCUCAUAACUCAUUCCUUACGAACGACGAAUCGAAAAAAGGAAUGGAUAUCAUGCUUUCGUGUAAUCGCUAAUCUGUGUUCUUUUGUAGUUUUCUUUCAAGAGAGUAUUGUUGUCAAAUUUUCAUUGAUCUGCGAAAAAUCAUGAAGCAGUAAUAAAAGAAUCGCCGUUGACCUGAAAAGUGAAAUAGUCUUAUGUUUUUAUAGAUCAGGUUACAGAUCUAACGACAUAAAUUUUAUAUGAAAACCCUCGAACAAUAGAAUAAAAGAAUUAAAACUUCGAAUUAUAACAAGUGUUGAGUGUUGUUAUUGUUCUUGAUGUCAUGACUACGGUGCUUCCAAAGUGAUAAAGGAUAUCGUUGUGUAAAUUACGCCAUAGAGAACUUAUACCGAUUACUCUGAUGACCUAGUGAACGCUGUGCCAACCUUAAAUACAAAUAAUACGCGCCAUUCAGACAUGCUCUUCGAUACAGUGCUUAAUAAAUGAAUCGCGUAUGUCUAUUAAACCAAACUAUAAGUGCUAUGUGAUGAAUUAUCAAUUAGUGAAUAUGUUAGUGUUAUGAUGUAAGUGACGAUGUCGAAGGUGCUAUCAGCUCUCGGUGGGGCUUUGCCCGACGAGAGACCGUUGCUGUCCCUACAGAUAGUGGAUAGUUUGGCCAAAUGCCCCGCUGGCUAUUGGCCCGUCAGCCGCACAUACGACGAGGACGCCGAUGCAGGUCUGCUGCGUCAAUCCGGUCUUUUUGGCAAGAAACCGAGCCACUACAUUUGUUUGUCAAAGACUGAGGGAGUGCCGGGGUACGUGAUGGACGGGGUCCUGGUGCUGGGUGAGCGGGAGGCGAUUCCCGCGGGAUACAGUGUGGCGGGACGCGCGGGCAAGCGGCGACUGUGCACGCAUGUAUCGAGACAGGCUCCAGCCGCGACCCCGCUCGUUACCGACGUCAUCGUCUGCUCGAAGAUGCGGGCCGCGCCGCAGGGGUUCUUGCUGGCUGGUGAGAUUAACGGCAAGGUGGUAUGCUACAAAGUGAGCGGCGGUAGCUUAGAGACGUCGCCCACGCACCAUCCCAACGACUACGAGAACGUUGUCACCAAUCUCACGCCUGAAGCAGCCAGGAGUUCGUUGUCCGUAACACUGUACAAACAGUUGAAAAUGCGGUGGAGAGGCUGUAUGGGAUUGCGGCCGGUCCCAGAACGGCCUCCGAAGCUGUCGCCUCUCGUAUCGGAACUCAACAAUCUCAACCUUAAGUCCCCUUCAGGGUACCCGCGCAUCGAGGAAUUCACUUCCGACCAUGACUACGAAGCCCUGAGCCCCUCCUACAACGUGAAGCCCGCGAGACCGGCACCCCGGCCGCCGUCGACAAAGUCCCCGGUCCCGCACGGCAGCCCGGGGCCCACCUCCCCCGCCGCGCUCCACAAGAAAAAGGGGCCCGCGCCCUUGCCCAAGGUCCUCAACUACCAGACUCUGGGCGGAUACAACGGCAUGGAAGGAGUUCCUUUUGUUCUAAACCCCAAGCUGAGAGGGUUGCCGAGUGAUGCCUUGGCGCAGUUGCCAAUGAUCAAACAGCGCACUAGCUUCGACCUGGACCGCGACUAUUCCUACAACUUCUCGGUGGAGCGACAGACGUGAUCCCGCUCAACCGCGCACUCUGUAAUAGACUGUUUAACGAAAUAUUAUAACGAAAAUUGCAUGAAGAUUCGAGAUGUCAAGCAUUAUUGAUAAACUAUGGCUGAAGUAACAUUAUAUGUUAAUAUAUUACAAGCGGAGUGUACAAUUGUAUACUCGUGUAUGUUACCGACGAUAAUUCCUCGUUAAAAAAUUCACAUUUUAUAUAUAUGACAAUUAUCAAGUAUUGAUUAAAAGUAAUGGAAUCAAUAUGUAGGUAAUUAAUAUGGAACAAGCAUAAUUAAGCAUAAGAAAAUGUAAUUAUCACUAACUUAAAAUAAUGAAUCGAAACCCAUGUUUUAUUUAUAUAUAUGUAUAUAUAUAAAAAUAAAAACUUUAAUUUAGAGCCUGUAGAAACACAAUUAUAUUUAGUUUAUUAUAUUGAAAGAUAUACAAAUAAAUAUAAAUAAGGUUUUAUAUAAAAUAAUUGCCAAUUAAUAAAAUAAAUUGGCAGCGUAUGAUUCUGCUAUAGUCGAGCGAAGUAAUUUCUUUUAACGUGACAAAUAAAAAGCAAUCUAUAACAUAUCUUAAUUAGGAUUCAAAGUGUUGUGAACAAGGAGAUUGUAGCGAGGCCUUGACAGCACCAUCUGGUGUUUAAGACUGAAGUAAUUAUUAACGAGGGAUCAAGCCGAUCUAAGUGUGGAUUCAGAGAUUAGUUUUAUUAUAAAUAGCGGUGACUAAUUAUUUCAUGAAAUAUACAAAUGGAAAAAACUUAGUUAUUCGACUGAUUUUUUAAAAGUCAUGGCAGUAAGUCAGAAGUUAAAAAAUCCAGCAUCGAAUUAUGAAAUAAAGGCAAUAUUUGAAUAAUAAAUAAUGACAUUGAAUAAACCAAAAAUGAAACGAAUGAGAUUUUUCAGUGAUAAACUGAAAAUGGUUUGAUAAUAUAUAUUAAUGGAAGUUUUAGGCAUGGUAUUAUGUAUCUGUACUUAUAGAUGUAUCAAUUCCUAACGCACCCGUCUCCAUAUAAUGAUGUCAUAUGACCAUUAGAAAGGCAUUUUGUAUUUGGUUUUUAUUCUAGGAUAUUUUUUUUUUGUAGAAUAGGAAGGCGGACGCGCAUAUGGGCCACCUGAUGGUAAGUGGUCACCAACGCCCAUAGACAUUGCCUUUGUAAGACAUGUUAACCAUAGCUUACAUAGCCAAUGCGCCAUCAACCUUGGGAACUAAGAUGUUAUGUCCCUUGUGCCUGUAAUUACACUGGCUCACUCACCCUUCAAACCGGAACACAACAAUACCAAGUACUGCUGUUUUGCGGUAGAAUAUUUGAUGAGUGGGUGGUACCUACCCAGACGAGCUUGCACAAGCCCUACCACCAGUAAAGAUACAACGACGAUGUCGAUAUAUCAGAGAUGUGCUUCUUAUAAGCACAAUUUAAAAUAAUAUGCAAAUAUGUCUAAUCAAUUUCAAAAUAAAAAUAUUAAUAAACAUAAUUACAAUUAGUCAAUUGAUUCCAUUGCAUUGCAGAUAUCCCAUAUUUAAUAUAAGCGCUGUUUGUUGAUGGUUUAUACAAAUGGAAUUUUAUGUAUUUUAUUUAUGUGGUACGAAAAUUAUGUCUACCCCUGUGCCCGUCACGCGAGCUUACAAAGCUUAUAGUCGUUUUCAGUAGCAGGAGAAUUAUAGAUAAAUAAAACCAGUUAAAUAAAAUAUAUAGCCGAGAUGGCCCAAUGGUGGUGGAAUCUUAACCGAUGGUCGUGGGUUCAAACCCGGGCAAGCACCACUGAAUUUUCAUGUGCUUAAUUUUUGGUUAUAAUUCAUCUCGUGCUUAACGGUGAAGGAAAACAUCGUGAGGAAACCUACAUUUGUAUUCCACCAACCCGCAUUGGAGCAGCAUUGUGGAAUAAGCUCCAAACCUCCUCAAAAAGGGAGAGGAGGCCUUAGCCCAGCAGUGGGACAUUCACAGGCUGUUACUGUAAAAGCAGUUUGAUCUUGAAUUCUUUGGUAGAGAUCUAAAUGAAUAAAUUAUCUUUGGUAUAAGCGAAUCGUAUGGUAUAUGUAAAUCAAAGGUUUUCUUAUUUUUAAUAAUCCUGCUAUUUGAAUAUAGUAUACUGUAGCGCCCAGCCUUACUGUGAAGUGAUAGUCCAAUUUGAAGAUGCGAAAAACACCAAGUAAAACAGUUCUAAGCUGCCAGUGAGGAUUGUAAUAUUUAGGAUACGUCUAACGAUUUAACGACGAUGAAUUUAUCAUAACUUUUUGAGCUCUCACCUCCACUUGCUUAAUACGUAUAUAACGUGUGAAAACUCCAAAAACUAUUACAUCAAAUAAUUAUUACAACACUAAAAUUAAAAAACUAAAAAUAUUUAUAGUUUUUGCAACUAACUACUAUUUACUUUGUAUAUUUUACGCUUACUAAAGUAGUAAGUAUUGAGUCCAAUACAAGUUGUUUCUUGGUUAAUCACAAAUUGUUAUUAACUUUCAAUGAUUUUUCAUUGUUCCAUUAGGUGCGCUGUAAGAAGUAAUAUAUUUAUAUCAUUAUGUAAGCUAUCGCUAUUAUUGGUUAAGGAAUAUUAUUUUUAUUAGAUUAAUAUCUAAGCGUUAAUUUUAAUAAUUCAUUGACGUGCAAAUUUCUUUUUGUUGAAUUUUAUAUAUUUUGAACAUUUUUAAAUUUAAACAUUUCAUAAAAGUUUUUUUGUAAUGUUAGGACGUAAAAUGAAUUUAUAUCGUGCCAAAUAUACAAAAUAAAAAAAUAGUAUAAUUUUUUUAAAUCAGGUUACCAAAGCGACGCGUUAUGUCGUUUAGCUGAAAUUGUAAUACUCUAUGAGAAGAAUAGUGCUUAGUCUAGUCUGGAAAAAGUCCUGACUUUCUGUUUCUUGUAUUAUAUAUCUUGGAUACUCUAAGAUAACGACGUUUUUCUCAAAGCAAUUACUUAUUAAAAAUACUAACAUAAGGGUUGUGAUCUCCAUUACCCAAAUCGUUUUUUAUCAUUUUGAUAUGCCAAUUUUUUAUAUAAUUACAUAUCUUUCAACGUUAUUUUUAAAUAUUUAAUUUUUAUCAUUAAGUCCAAACACAAUUGGAAGAUGAACUAAUACUUUAAGUUAGGUUUAAUACGAAUAAGUUGAUAUUACACAAUAAAAAAACUGAAUAAAAUCUCUUUAUGCAAGGGAUGUUAGCAUUAAAAUAUUGUGGAUUCAUAUUUCAUACGUCCUACGUCUCGAGUAUGUUAUGUAACGUUGCUUUAAGUGAGAUUUCACGAGUUAGUUAAAACUGAUCGAGGGUUUGGAGUAUUUGAUGCACUGUUGCGGCGUGUGAGGCUCGCUUUCGUUUAUUAUAUCCAAAUCAAUUUCGAUUGUUAUUUCGUUUUGUUUUCAUGCGAUUGACGUUGCCAGGUUGUUACUAUUCACAUAAAGUGGGUAAUUAGUUAUAUAUAUAUUUAUGUAAAACUUAUGUAUAUAAAAUAGAUAUGUGGACUGUGAUUAAUGAACUGUGUUCGUUGUCUAAAAUAGAGGACUACGUAUAACAUACAUUUAUAAUAAAUAUAUGAAUUACUAAAGGCUUAAGAGUUCUUGAGCUCGUAUUUCGGAAGAAUUUGCACGUUCAAAUUAGUUUUUUUUUGCUAACGUCGCUUUUUAGUUUUAAUUACGAAUACAAUGAUCACAGUCUGUUUUAUAUAGUAUGUUUGAAAAUAGCCAAUUUACACUGUUAAUUUUAAUUUUAUGCCUAUGAUAUAUUUUUUAAACAAUACUAAUUAGCUAUAUUGUAAAUAUCAUGUUUUUGAUAUGAUUAGGUUAUUAAAUACGCUUUUUAUAACUAGAAAAUGUAUUUCAAUUUCGUUUAGAAUAUAAUGAAGAACAUAAAUAUAAAUUAUUGACUCUG